Messenger RNA from Vicia villosa (hairy vetch), 2903 nucleotides. RefSeq names its product cytochrome c6, chloroplastic-like. The transcript has 6 exons. The coding region runs from base 80 to 607 and encodes 175 amino acids. Gene Ontology annotation, molecular function: heme binding; iron ion binding; electron transfer activity. NCBI's taxonomy places the organism in Eukaryota, Viridiplantae, Streptophyta, Magnoliopsida, Fabales, Fabaceae. The record is from RefSeq and is a predicted model, not a curated record.
UUACAAAGGAACAUCUAUCCCAUUCUAUAACACAAGUGGACUAUAUGUGCCCGCAUAGUUCAUAUUAGAUAAGAACGAAAUGAAGCAUGGUUGCCUAAUUUCCGGUUGUACUGGUUACAAUAAUCUCAUCCCCGUUAAGGGUAACUUGAAAAGGGAAGAGAACCAGUUGAAGCUCAUUCCUACAAAGACAAAACAAGUCAAGUUUUUCAAAUCCCUGGCUCCUCCUCUUGCCGCUGCAUUCCUGCUUUUUUCUCCUAUUUGCGUCCCUCCAGUUUCAAGUGCCCAAAGCAUAGAUAUCCUAAGAGGAGCCUCAUUGUUCCAACAAACAUGUAUUGGAUGUCACGAUGCAGGUGGAAACAUUAUACAACCAGGAUCAACUCUAUUCACAAAGGAUUUACAAAGAAAUGGCGUUGAUACAGAAGAAGAAAUCUACCGCGUCACAUACUAUGGCAAAGGAAGAAUGCCGGGAUUUGGUAGAGAGUGCACGCCUCGAGGGCAGUGUACAUUUGGAGCUCGUUUGGAAGAUGAAGAUAUCAAGAUAUUGGCUGAGUUUGUCAAGUUACAAGCUGAUAAAGGGUGGCCAAGUAUAGAAAUUGAAGAAAAAUGACUUAGUAAUUGAAACGUCUCUCUUCCAUCCUGUCCUAAUGAAUUGGUACAAAGUCAUUGAUUUAAUCGAUUUAUGUGCAUUAGUAUUUUUAUAGGCUUUGGAAUUUUCUAAAAACAUAUUUUGUGGUGCAAGAAUAAUUAAAUAGAUAAAAUGAUUAGGGCCCGUAUGUUACUGUGAAGGGAUAUGAAUUUUAUAUAUAUAUAUAUAUAUAUAUAUAUAUAUAUAUAUAUAUAUAUAUAUAUAUAUAUAUAUAUAUAUAUAUAUAUAUUGAAAGAGUAUCUAUAAAAAAAAGUGUUAUUGUAAAUGGGUAUGAAUAACAUCUAUAGAUAGUAGUGAUGAUUUGACGAGAGUCACACACAUUCUAUUUUUUUCAUAAUAGUUUCUCUAUCAAUAGUAAUUAAGAAAGGAGUACGAAUGAGAAAGAGUUAGUUAGUCUCGGUGGAUUAGGCCAUCUUUAAAUCAUCAUCAUGGAUCAAAGCAAACAAUUUAAUGUCUUCAUGAAUGUGAGAAUUAUAUAUUCUAAGAUUCUUUAUUAUGAUUAGUUUUUGUUCUUACUCAGUCUUGGCCUAAAACCUUGUCACUGAAAAGGAGCCCAACGUAAUCACAAAGUUCAAAAGGUGAAGAUAUUUGUAAUAAAAAUGAUGUUAGAACAAAAGCGUUAGAAGAAGGUAAAAUAUCUAUUUCAAUAUUGGUUACAAAGAAGAUGGUUCUAGUACAUGUGGAAUAGGUAUAAACAUGUCUUUAAAAGCACUUGAUACAGGCAGGAAACCAAAUUAAGACCGUAAGAUAACAUAACGAAUUAUAUAUUGACACAUGUUACCCUGGACAAUCAUGAUUGAAGUUAAGGGACGUGGACUCGUAGAAACCCUAAUCAAAUCCUUAUAAAAAGGAACAUAUGUCAAAUCAAGGUACACAAAAUUCCAUAAAAUUUUAUACCUUUCAUAUUUGACAAUCACUGACUUGAGCGUCAUACUAUUUGUAGGUAUAACCCCCACAAAAUCAAACCAACAACCAAGAUAGGAACGAUCCUCAUACCGGUGACAAUCAAAACUUGACCGUUUUGAGAAGAAUUUUCCUCAUCGAAAGGAACAUCAGUAUCGUAUGUGGGAACACAAAAUAACGUUCCAACCACCUUCUCAAACUUCAAGAAAUGGAAAACUAGGGAAGAAGACCAACUUGCAAUUUCAACCAUACAUGAUUCGCGGCGAGCGCAGUCGUAAAAAGGAGCCCACAUUAAGAUGAGGGUCUUACAGCUUCAUCAUCUAGCACAAUAAGCCAAAUCUAAUGAGCUCGGGCAGACGAGGCUCCCACACCUUUUCUUUAAAACGACUAGCUCUAAACUCAAGUGGUCGCUAACGCGGAUUCACCCUAAGUGAGAAAUAACACACUUUGCAACUUACUCAUAGAGGGCCAUGAUGAAAUGAACACCUUACUUAUAGACUUGUCGGCGGUAGUUAACAGGUAAUCAACACUUUUUGAGCUCCAAAACGAACAACUCCGACAGGUUAAAAUUCCAAAUUACCAUAAUUUCCAACCUCCCAGAAUCCAGCACAGCGUGAUCACUAACUACAUUGACAACUCGCCCUAACAACAAGGAAGGGCUAAGGAUCACCUAAAGCAUAAGGCCCGGUUACCCCGAGCCGAGAAACACUCCCGAUACAUUUCGAACAAGAAAAUAGAAGAUCAAAGGCUAGAGGCCAUUGCUGCCAAAGGAUUGUACAUUCCUCAUCCUCCAAACAUGAUCAGUGCAUUUUGAUGCACAUUCUUUUACUGUUUUACUUAGACGUUUCUCAGUUUUUUAUAUUAGUUUUACUAUUUUAUUGUGUUUUUAGAUUUAAGUUUAUUUUUGCCUUUAAUUUGAAUUCAUAUUUUAUUUUCAGCAUUAACAGUUAUUUAAUACAUGUUUAUCGUGUGAACCAUAACUUGAGUUACGGGAAUCAGAUUGGCUCAUUCUGAUAGGCGUUGGAAAGCUAAGAGAAAGAGCUACAAAUUUCAUGUUAAAGUCAAAAGCUGAUUCGGAGUGAAGAAGUGUCAAAUAAUUAGUUGAAGUUCUAGACUAGUUAAUAUAAUUAGAAUUGAUUUUCUUUAUGUUUUCGGGGCAGAUGCCUAUAGGGUCCGAAUUCCCUUUUAGUACUUAUAACAAAUUUUGUUGCCACACUAAAUUACCAUUGACUAUUUCCGAAAAUUACAGCUUGUACUCUCAUAGAGAGCUAAACCUAAGGAGUUGAUCUACUGUAUUAAGGUUCCAAUCUUUGAGAUUAUUAUAAUGUUCAAUCAAAUUUCGAUUUCCUUUCAA